Molecule: messenger RNA, 2601 nt
Organism: Elaeis guineensis (African oil palm)
Lineage: Eukaryota; Viridiplantae; Streptophyta; Magnoliopsida; Arecales; Arecaceae
Product: H/ACA ribonucleoprotein complex subunit 4
Biological process (GO): rRNA pseudouridine synthesis; box H/ACA sno(s)RNA 3'-end processing; mRNA pseudouridine synthesis
Cellular component (GO): box H/ACA snoRNP complex
Molecular function (GO): pseudouridine synthase activity; RNA binding
Source: RefSeq, a predicted model, not a curated record
UCGUGACAAACGACACAAGCCAGGCGGUCUAAAACCUCUUUAAAACCCUCUCACCGCUUCCCUGAUCCCCCCUUCGAACAUCCACCUAAACCCUAAUACCUUCACACCCUAUCACCAUGUCGACGCCGCCGGCCAUUUCCUCCACCUCGCCCACUUCCGAAAGGAAGCAUAAGAAGAAGAAGAAGGACAAGAAGUCCUCCUCCGCCGCAGCCGCGGAGGCUGCCAAUGGAGGCGACGAAGCCCCCAUCUCCCCCGCCGCCGACUCCAUCGAUGACGAUCCGUUCCAGAAGGACUACCUCAUCAAGCCCCAGUCGUUUACCCCCUCGAUUGACACGUCCAAGUGGCCAAUCCUCCUCAAGAACUACGACCGCCUCAACGUCCGCACCGGCCACUACACCCCACUCCCCGCCGGCCACUCCCCUCUGAAACGCCCCCUCCCCGAGUACCUCCGCUAUGGCAUCCUCAACCUCGACAAGCCCUCCAACCCCUCCUCCCACGAGGUUGUCGCCUGGAUCAAGCGCAUUCUCCGCGCGGAGAAGACCGGUCAUAGCGGCACACUCGACCCCAAGGUCACCGGCAACCUAAUCGUCUGCAUCGACCGCGCCACCCGCCUCGUCAAGUCCCAGCAGGGCGCCGGCAAGGAGUACGUCUGCGUCGCCCGCCUCCACUCCGCCGUCCCCGAUGUCGCCAAGGUCGCCCGCGCACUCGAAACCCUCACCGGUGCUGUUUUCCAGCGGCCGCCACUCAUCUCCGCCGUCAAGCGCCAGCUCCGGAUCCGGACCAUAUAUGAAAGCAAGCUCCUUGAGUUUGAUCCUGAUAAGCAUCUCGUGGUUUUCUGGAUUUCGUGCGAGGCUGGCACGUAUGUUCGGACUCUCUGCGUUCAUCUGGGCUUGAUCCUUGGUGUCGGAGGGCAUAUGCAGGAGCUGCGGCGGGUGCGGUCCGGGAUCCUCGGAGAGAAGGAUAACAUGGUGACCAUGCAUGACGUACUGGACGCCCAGUGGGUGUAUGAUAAUUUUAAGGAUGAGAGCUAUCUGAGGCGGGUGGUGAUGCCGCUAGAGGUAUUGCUCACGAGUUACAAGAGGCUGGUGGUGAAGGACUCGGCUGUCAAUGCUAUCUGUUACGGUGCGAAGCUGAUGAUUCCUGGUCUGCUGAGGUUUGAGAAUGAUAUUGAGGUUGGGGAGGAGGUCGUGCUGAUGACUACGAAAGGGGAGGCGAUUGCACUUGGGAUUGCAGAGAUGACGACUGCUGUGAUGGCGACUUGUGAUCAUGGAUCGGUGGCGAGGAUUAAGAGGGUGGUAAUGGAUCGAGACACUUACCCGAGGAAGUGGGGGCUGGGGCCGAGGGCAUUGAAGAAGAAGAAGAUGAUUGCGGAAGGGCUGUUGGAUAAGCAUGGGAAGCCAAAUGAGAAGACACCAGCAGAAUGGCUUCGAAAUGUGGUGCUGCCGACUGGAGGGGACACAAUGGUCGCAGGUCUUGCAGCAGCACCAGAGUCGGUGGCACUGAAAGUGGGGGCUGCAGUUGAAGAAGGAAAGGAAGAGAAGAAAAAGAAGAAGAAGCAAAAGGAUGGGAAUGAAGGCAAUGAAGGGCGGAAGCGUAAAUUGGAGGAAGGAGGUGAAAGCCCUGUUGCUAAGAAGGCCAAGGUUGAGGAAGUUCAGGAUGCUAUGGUCCCGGAUGAAGGGAAGAAGGUGGAGGUUGAGGAAGUGUUGGUUAAAGAGGAGAAGAGUGAGAAGAAGAAAAAGAAGAAGAAGAAAGACAAGGAGAAAGGAAAAUUGGUAUUGUCUGAUGAGGAGAAGGCAGUAGAAAAGGAAAAGAUGAAGAAAAGCAGUAAAGAUAAGAGUGAACUGGGAUCAUCUGAUGAGGAGAAGGAUGUGGGGGAGAAAAAGAAGAAAAAGAAAAAGAGUAAAGAAGGUGAUGAUAGUGGGGAACAUGAACUACGUAGCAGCACAGGAGAUGACAGUGGAGAAGCAGUGAAAAGUGAGAAGAAGAAGGAGAAGAAAAAGAAGCAUCGGGAUGCAGAGGACACAGCAUGAGUGGAUGAAAUGUGUCUUUGGGAUGUCAUCUUCAGGCAAGAAGAUGUUUUAACCACUUCCCAUGUGGAAACUGGAUAAUUACAAUUGUUGUGGGGCAUGAGCAGAAUGGAGACCAACAAAAAUUCUAGCUUUUCUGCAAAGAAGUACCUGGCUUUUGUCUUGUGCCAUUUCUGCAAAUUCGGGAAAGAUUACCACAAUCACCAUCACAGUUUAAAAAAACACUUCCAUGCAGUUCGUAUGUUCUCAAAACAACUACCUGGCUUUUAAUUGUCUUGUUCUUUUUCUACAAAUUCAAGAAAGAUCGCCACAAUCACCAUUGAAGUUUACACACAACCAGUUCCAUGCAGUUCUCAUAUUUUCAAGACAACCACCUCUCAUAGACAGCCAGUUUGCGGUGCUUUCACUGUAUUCACACCAAUUAUUCCAAUACAAAAACAUUCCAUAUGUUCUUACCCUUAAAAAGAAAAAUGUCUGUGCUAUCUAAUAUACUAUCUUUGGCCUAAGCUCUUGUGUACAUGCCUCUAGAACAGAACAGAAUUGAAUCCAAAUAAUAGAUCGCCUUGUGUGCAAA